CCUAAAGAGCAACGAGGAAGAAAAUCUCUUUCUUUUUAGUUUUCUCUUCCUUGCUCCUCUUCUUCCGAGUCGCACAGGCUUCCCUCCAUCGCCAUCGCCAUCCUCCUUCCACGCUUAUUGUGUCUGUCACUCAUCGCACGCCACCAUGGGUAAGACACGUGGAAUGGGAGCUGGACGAAAGCUCAAGAACCACCGCAGAGCCCAGCUUUGGGCUGACAAGUCGUACAAGAAGAGUCACUUGGGUAAUGAGUGGAAGAAGCCUUUUGCCGGAUCUUCUCACGCCAAGGGAAUCGUUCUUGAGAAGAUUGGUAUUGAGGCUAAGCAGCCCAACUCUGCUAUUCGAAAGUGUGCUAGGGUACAGCUCAUCAAGAAUGGAAAGAAGAUUGCUGCUUUCGUCCCUAAUGAUGGUUGCUUAAACUACAUCGAGGAGAACGAUGAGGUUCUGAUUGCUGGAUUUGGGCGAAAGGGACAUGCUGUGGGAGAUAUUCCCGGAGUUAGGUUCAAGGUUGUGAAGGUUUCUGGUGUGUCUUUGUUGGCUCUCUUCAAGGAGAAGAAGGAGAAGCCACGAUCUUAGAUGCCUUACAAGAAGUGGCAUAGCCAGUUGUUCCAUCAUGAGAUAUAUUUAGUAAAGUUUCUUCUUCACCAUCAGCA
Messenger RNA from Physcomitrium patens, 651 nucleotides. RefSeq names its product small ribosomal subunit protein uS12. NCBI's taxonomy places the organism in Eukaryota, Viridiplantae, Streptophyta, Bryopsida, Funariales, Funariaceae. Gene Ontology annotation, biological process: translation. The record is from RefSeq and is a predicted model, not a curated record. Gene Ontology annotation, molecular function: structural constituent of ribosome. Gene Ontology annotation, cellular component: small ribosomal subunit; ribosome.